GAUAGGCCUAUGGUUUAUUUUUCCAUUCGUUCAUGUGUUUAGGGUGACAUCUGAGGUUCAACUAGUGACAACCAGAGGGUGACAAUGAGCUAUCAACAUAGCGACCAGUAGCAAACAUUUUUAAAAUGGUCGAGUUCCCGAUAACCUAUGGCAUAUGUAUAACUUAAGAAUGGUCGGGAAGACAAUGACUGGAAGGACAUGGCUUGUAUUUCCGCGUUUUGUGAUAUCGUUAGUUUUAAACGUUGUUUACAUUUGAUUUUGGUAGGCUAUCAUAUUUCACACUUCGGUGUAAUUUAGAUUUGCGUAGAGCAGCUACAUAAAGAUUGCGACAAUGUUUCGCAGCCCAGUGCAUGCUGGGAACGUGCUGGGGACACAAAUACACUGGUAUUCUGUCAAGUUCACCCAGCUGACAUGGCGCUAACACGCUUCGAACGGUUCCAAGCAUGGAUUCUACGCACUUUUAAGAAAGUGCUCCUCGUCCUCUAUCAGCUGCUCGCAUCUCGACCGUCCGAUGGAUCUUCCAAAAAACUUGCACCGAUCACCAAUCCUCUCUUGAUGGUCUCUGGCAUACAGCUGGCUCAGAAGAUACGCCUUAGAGAGGUGACUUGCGUAGAGGUGGUACAGGCAUACAUCGAUAGGAUCGAGGAAGUCAAUCCUCUGAUCAACGCUAUUGUCAAGGAUAGGUUCUCCGCUGCCUUGCAAGAAGCUGCCCAAGUGGACAGGCUGAUUGAUGAGGAGGAGGGGGGUGAGGAUGUCCUGAAGGACAGACUGCCUUUGCUCGGCGUUCCAUUCACCGUCAAAGCGGCCUUCGCUCUCCAAGGCAUGCCCUAUUCUGCUGGUCUGGUGUCCAGGAAAGGGGUAAUUUCGGGAGUGGAUGCUCCCCCCUUGGCUCUGCUGAAGAGGGCAGGUGCAAUCCCACUGGGCAUCACAAACUGCAGCGAGCUCUGCAUGUGGUUCGAGUCUCAUAACCGGCUCUUUGGAAUCACCAGAAACCCCUACGACAUGGACCGGAUUGUCGGGGGCAGCACUGGUGGAGAGGCCUGUAUUUUGGCGAGUGGGGGAUCUGUUAUAGGGGUCGGUUCGGAUAUCGGGGGUAGUAUCCGCAUGCCUGCCUUCUUCAAUGGCAUCUUCGGACAUAAAGCCUCCCCAGGCAUCGUCUCUAAUGACGGUCAGUUCCCUCCAUCCUCUGGGCUGGAAGAUGAUUACCUGUCUACUGGGCCCAUGUGCCGCUAUGCUGAGGAUCUGCUGCCCAUGCUUCAGAUAAUGGCUGGGCCCAAUGCUCAAAGGCUGUCCCUGUCGUCAGAGGUGGACCUCAGGAAGCUGCGUUUCUUCUCCGUGCCCCACGAUGGUGGCUCCGUGCUCGUUUCCCCCGUGGACAGGGAGCUGCUCCAGAUCCAGAGGAGGGUGGUGGAACAUCUGGAGGCUGACCUGGGGGUCAAAGUUCAAGAGCUGCGUUUUCCUCAGCUGAAAUACUCUUUUCAGAUUUGGAGCACCUUUAUGAAUUUGCCAGACAAAGACGGCAAGCCCCCCACGCCCUUUGUGGACUACAUGGCUGACCACGGAAAGAAGGUGUGGCCUCUGUGGGAGAUGGUGAAGUCCUUCCUGGGACUGUCCUCCCACACCGUGGCAGCCAUUGGACUGGCUCUGAUGGAGAUGGUGGAAAGCAGUGAACCCGACCCGUAUAUCCUGAAGCAGAAGGAGGAGCUCCAGAAGGAGCUGGAGGAGGUGCUAGGGACGGAUGGGGUGCUGCUAUACCCCUCACACCCUCUCAUCGCUCCCAAACACCAUCACCCUAUUUUUACCCCUUUCAACUUCGCCUACACAGGGAUCUUCAACAUCCUGGGCCUACCGGUCACACAGUGUCCCCUGGGCCUGAGCCAGGGGGGACUCCCCUUGGGGGUGCAGGUUGUCUCUGGAAAGUACCUUGACCGGCAGACCCUGGCCACUGCGCUGUAUCUGGAGAAAGCCUUCGGGGGUUGGAGGGAUCCUGGCUCCUCCUCCUGAGCUCUGCCAGACCCACCCCCCAGCCUUGGUGACAGCGAAAAACAAAACGCUGAACGUCAAAACGAAAAACGCUUCCUCCUGCUUUGGAGCUGUCACAUAGGGAAAGCCAAGAGUGCCAAAAUGUCUUAGAAAAUGUCAAUACAGAAUUAUUGCUUGCCUCAACACACUUAAAAAAACCUAAGCCACUAGCAAUGCAGGAAUUGUGUGUAGCUUAGCAUAUUGCAUUAAGGCAUGCAUCACCGCUACAUUUCUUGAGCACAUUGAUAUGUUAUAUUCAUAAGAUUUUGGUGUACCCCUUAACAUAAGGUAUGCUUAGCCUUCCGUAUAUUAUAUUGACGUGGUGAAACAUUCAUUCUAUUCUUCUGUUCAGUCUUCCUGUGUUUACACAGGAAUAUUUGCCAUGUGAACACAUCAAAAAUAACUGAGACACAUUUUUAAAGACAUUUUGGCACCAUUCGUUUAUCAUAGUCAAGGGCCCGGAACACACUUGCCCAACUGUAGAUCCUUGGCUCGAUGACAUCACCCAUCCAGUCCACAUCCUAAACUCUUCCUACACCCCAAAACUGCAUCACCCAGGAAACCACAUCUCUUGGCUGAAUGUAUACUGAAGACAGCUGCAAGCCAGGCAUCACAAAUAUGAACUGUAACAAUGUAAUGUUAUGCAGGGAAAUGAAUGUAAUCCUACCUAGUGGACAAUCAUAAAACUUGUAUUGAUGCGCUUCACAAACUCGGGAUUCAAGAAGAGCCUCUAAGCCUUACAUAACUGUAUCGGUCAUUCAAUGGAUGAUUCAGUUUUAUUCAUCACGUCUCCAUCGUCAUAUUUCUGCGUGGCUCAACCGUUUCGUAAAUAUCUUUGCUGCACAGUACUGUACAGUAGUUUGAAAGUGCAACCAUAGAUGGCACGCCUUUUGUUGAUUAUUUAAUAUUUCAGUCAAACUAUAGUUGAGUUGAGAUCCUUUUCAAUGAAUUGCUCGAGAAUAGCCUUGCCAUGGCUUUGCUUCAUUUUUUCUAAAAAUACAUUAUAAUGACAUUAGAAUUCCGGUAUCAAAUAGGAAUUAAAUCAAUGUUGCUAUUGCUAAUAGGAAGUGAAAAGGAAGGGAAGUUAUACGUGGAAAAUGAUUCAUAGGAAAUCGGAACAGAAACAUGGGAAAGGGAACAAAACCAGGGCUAGCCGUGCUGCAGACAGCACAGCCCCAUACAAUAGCCCUGUUAUACAAACUGUGUGCCUGAAACAGGUGCAGGUCAAAGGUUGCUGGCUCUAGAUGGACUGCGUUCAUUAUGCAGUUUGUCCUGCUCCAUUUCAUUGACAUUUGGCUACUCUUUUUUGAAUGCCAUGGAGAUAAUGUAACUGUUACUGCGCUAAACAAACAUUGUAUCUCAAAAAUAAAUAAUAAAGCAUCUUUUUACGGUU
Molecule: messenger RNA, 3415 nt
Organism: Anguilla anguilla (European eel)
Lineage: Eukaryota; Metazoa; Chordata; Actinopteri; Anguilliformes; Anguillidae
Gene: faah2b
Product: fatty acid amide hydrolase 2b
Exons: 11
Coding region: 412-2004 (530 amino acids)
Source: RefSeq, a predicted model, not a curated record